UACAGUAAAAGAGAAACCCCAGGCUUUAUUUAUAGCCCACAUACUUGACCUAGGUAGGACAAGAAUUAGAACAAACUUCACACAAGACAAGAAACCGUUCAGUUUUGUUUAUCGUCUGGAGCUGUACACGACCAAAGUUGCCAGAUACUUGCGGAAUCUAAUUAACUCAAACGAAGAAAAUGACAGCAGAACUAGGGUCAUUGAUUGGCCUGGGCUGUUUGCUUAUGGCUCUGACACCGCAAGUGACGUCACAGAGGUGCAGUGCAUUCACAUGGAGGUCCACCUUGGGAGAGAACCCUUUAGCCACGCAUAGUGGUAAGGUGGUACUGGUCGCCCUUAUGAAAGGUUACUGCUCCUAUUGCAUUACCCAAGCAUCGAGACUUGAUGCUUUAAAGAGCCGACUUGCCAGUGAGGGUUAUCCGGACAUUGCUAUGGUCAUCGUGAACGGAGGGGAGUCUAUAUCCAGGAACAGCAUAGCCAACCUGCAGCAGGCCAGUAGCAUUCCCGUCAUCCAAGACAACGAGCAGCAUACUAUGUACCAGGAGAUCUUCAGGCGAAACAAGGAUGACUUCAUUGUGUAUGACAGAUGCGGACAGAGGUCUGUGGUCAUUCCUCACCCUUACAGUUUUCUUGGUCAUGUGAUUACAGAGCGCGUGCUGAAAACUGUUCACUCUGGUAGACACUCGUGCCACUGCCAACUGGAUACUAUUGCAGAAAACGGCGAACAGAUACAGUCAGACGAGCCACUUGGGCCGAGAGAUGCUACCCAAACUAGCACAUACGUAAAUAUUCAGUGCCCUCAGGGAGACAACACGUGCCAAAGGUUUGAGAGAAGACUCAACAGAAAUCGAUUAGACGAUGACAGCGAAGCUGGAAGACCCCACAGAAGACGCGGUCGAGGACGAGGCAGAGGGCGUAACUCUGGUCGUGGUCAUGGUCAUGGCCGCGGCAGGCAGCAUAGUAUGAACAACGGAGAAGGCGCCAGACAGGACGCCCUUGUAGAAGCCUCGGUUUGAGACUGCGCCAAUAUGACGCUGACUCCCGUGAUCAGGGCGCCCACUCACUGGUGCAGGUGCCCGAGACAGGAAAUCAGUGAUGAGUGUGUGUGUGUUCCAGAUGAGAAUGAUGUCAUGAGUAUGAAUUGCGCAUGUCACAAACCUUCCCAUGAUACAGUAGCUCCAUGCGACCAAUGCCAGGAAUGCGAGGAGCGGAACUACGUAUGCCGUGAAGUUAAGAAACUGUCCAAAUGUCAGGCACGGUGCCAGUGUCUGCAAGAUAAAGCAUCCAAAGCGGAGAUAGCUCCCUGACAGUGACAAGACUCUAAAGGCAAAGCAGAGACGGUUCCCUGACAGUGACAAGACUUCAAAGGCAUAGCAGAGACCGUUCCCUGACAGUGAGAAGACUCCAAAGGCAAAGUGAAGACAUUUCCCUGACAGUGACAAGACUCCAAAGGCAAAGCAGAGACCGUUCCCUGACAAUGACAAGACUCCAAAGGCACACGAAAAUGACAUGACGGCAAGGUCAACUGUUAGGUAGUUAUUGGUAACUAGUAAACAUGACAAUGACAACCACAUUAGAACAGGAAUUUGACAGAGAGACAGAUCACAAUGACAAUUCAUGGAAAGAUAUUGUGUACCACUGACCAGGACCGGAUUUAGAUUUUAUAUGGCCGUAAACUUUUUGAAAUAUGUUACCUCUUGUAAUCAACUUAAGGUAGUUUAUGCCCUUGCUUUUCUUCAAAACAAUAUUUUGUGUUCCCUAAGCUAAAGCUUAAGCUGCCAAUGGAACAACACUAGAUCAUUAAAAAUCUACCAUUUCAUUAAGACCAGGAGAAGAAUAGAGUGUGGUCCAACACCAGGUGAACAGCUGUUUUGUUUUGCCUACAAUUCUAUUUACUCACAAAAAACAACUUAGCAUUGUCAACGCAAGGGCGCAUACUGUUUACAAUCCCAAUUCACAAUGCUCUGAAUUUAUGCUGGGACAAAUAAUUUUACCCUUGUUUCUUCGGUGUGAAUUACUUAAGAUGCAUGUCUUAUGCUAUAUCACCGUCAUAUUUCUUUUGUUUGCGUUUUGUAUGGUUUUGAAUAGAUCUAUAAAUUUUAUAAUUGAAGACUCCCAAAAUGAAAAAAAAAAAUUCCAUCAUGUCAAGUAGGGUAAUAAUAUAAACUGUUCACCUAGCUUUGGAUCACUCUGUAUAUUAAAUGUUCUUUUCUUUUAAAUAAAAUUAAACGUCAAUAUGUUAUAUAUAUAUUGAUUAAUCUAAAAAAAAUUUUUUUCAUUCUUUUUAUAAACUAUGUUUACUUAGGACUUUGGGAGAAAAUAAAAUAGCCAGAUCAGAUGCUGCAGGAAAUACAGACGAAAGUCCAGAAGACGUUUUUACAAAGCUUUUAUUAACUCACUCCUGUCUGUCUGGCAGGAUUCUUUUACGGGUUUUUUUUCUCCCAAUUCUCGGAUCAAGUUCAAAAUUGCACAAUUAUUCAAUGUCGAUUACAACAAAUGAAUCAAUUUUAAAAAAAAAGUUAAAAAAAUUAGUUAAUUAAUUAGUUUAAAUUAAUUAAUUUUGUUUCGUUUUUUUUGAAAAGGCAAAUAAAUCUUGCAGUAUUGAAAGAACUAUCAGCAAUUGAGAGGUUCUUACCCUUAAAUAAGCUUUGCUUUUUUUUUUAAAGUAUUUUUUAUAUUUUGUUUAUUUAAACUUAAAAAAAAAAUUCUUUUGUUAAAAAAAAGAGGGGGGGGCAUAUUGAGCUUCAGACUGCUGGACGCCACUGACUGGACAAGGACAUGGUCAACUUUAGACAACAGACUUUUGUUUGACAAGAUUUAAGUACGACCAUAUGUGACCAUAUUGACACUUUGUAUUCCCCUUUUCAAUGACAACGCACGACGAAACCUGAUGGCGUCGUGCGUUCGAUUCUGUUAAACCAAAUCCGGGGGAAACAAAGUGCCGAUUGCGUGACAUUGAAAUCUGGAUGUUGAACUUUAUAUAAGGUAGUGAUGCACAACCUUUAGAGAGACCGGAUAUAGCCCGCGUGUUCUGGGAUGAGCAUCACUGUUAUGGUGCAUUGUUGAAAAAGGGUAAAUUUUUAAUAACCUACAUCCGUCUAUCUACUUUUGUACUCUGAUUCAUUUACAUUAUCUACUGUUAUCUCAUCUUUUCUUAUAUAUUACUAUUAUCUUAAAUGUUUGUUAGAGGCAUCUUUAGUUAUCGGUAAUGUGGUAAUACACCAUUCUCUAACAGUCUUUGAUAUAAAUUUGUUAACUAGGGAAAAAUAGUGUAGUGUAGUGAAGACUGUAAGUAUUUUAAAGUUCGUAAUCACGAUAGAUCUAUUUCUCUUAUUUUAAAACAAUGAUACUGGGAGAUGAAUUCAAGUAAAACUCUGAGAGUUAUCCUCCUUGGACUGAAGAUUUCCUCCAAAUGUCUAUUUUGUUAAAUAUCUUUUGACAAAUUAAUCUCCCCUGAAACCAAUCCACUGAUAUAUAUCCACGAAGAUAACAAUUAUUAUAACCAAAAAUCAAUUUUAGACCAAACCUUUGUUAUGACUUGUAGAAUAGCAUUGUCUGAGCAUCAACUAUAUAAAAGACUUACAAGCAACAAAACGCGUAGAUUACUCACUGUGUUGAUCUAUACAUUCUAAUAUGCCAUUCAAUGUUAAUUAAAUUUAUCUUUGUAUAUAAAAUAAGAUUCACUUUCUUUAUUUUAAAAAAUCAUUUUAUUGACCUUUCUUAUUAUUUGACUGUGUGCUAUUUCUUUCUUUGAGUGUGUGUGUGUAAUGUGGCUACAUCGGUUGUAUAGCUGUACAGUGAUGAUUUAUAUCUAAGUAAUCAGGAUUAUGUACAUAAUUUGAUCGCAGUACACAAUGUAAUCAUUUGAAUAGCUGUGUGAUUAGUGAAAUACGAAUCAAAUUUCGAGCUUAUAUUUCAUUAAUCACUUUUAUAGUUUUUGACUUUAUUUUUGUAGUUAUAUUUCUAAAUAAAUCGGAUCAAACAGA
Molecule: messenger RNA, 3986 nt
Organism: Biomphalaria glabrata
Lineage: Eukaryota; Metazoa; Mollusca; Gastropoda; Planorbidae
Product: selenoprotein Pb-like
Exons: 4
Coding region: 180-1016 (278 amino acids)
Biological process (GO): selenium compound metabolic process
Cellular component (GO): extracellular region
Molecular function (GO): selenium binding
Source: RefSeq, a predicted model, not a curated record